CUUACCCCCAGCACCCAGUGGAUAUAUCUUUUUAAAAAAUUACACAUUUUGCUGUAGGACAUUCGUUUCGUUACUUUCACUUCAUUGCACUUGUCUUGUCUGUGUGUGUCUUUUUUAAUUUACUACUCUUAAAGUACUUUUAUCACCAGGUUCCGCUCGUUUACCUUCUGAUCUUAGAUCAAUAAUACCACCUACCAUUUCCUCGAGAUUUCAUUUGUUUGAUCAAAAAAAAUCAAAACACUAGAAAUAUAAUUAUAUUUCAAUAUAAUAUUAAUUAGAAACAAAGCAAAAGACAAAAAAACAUGUUGUUUAAGACUUUACUUUCUUCAGCUGCUUUAUUAGCUUCUUUAUCAACUACUGUUUCAGCAGAUUUACCUGCUAUUGAAAUUGUUGGUAAUAAAUUUUUUUAUUCCAAUAAUGGUUCUCAAUUUUAUAUGAAAGGGAUUGCUUAUCAACAAGAUACUGCCAAUACUACCAGUUUAUUCGUUGAUCCUUUAGCUGAUCCAGUUGGUUGUAAAAGAGAUAUUCCAUAUAUGGAAGAAUUACAAACCAAUGUAAUCAGAGUUUAUGCUUUAAAUGCCACUGAAGAUCAUACUGAAUGUAUGCAAUUAUUACAAGAUGCUGGUAUUUAUGUCAUUGCUGAUUUAUCUCAACCAGAUUUAUCUAUUAACAGAGACUCUCCAGCUUGGAAUGUCGAAUUAUUAGAAAGAUAUACUUCUGUUGUUGAUCAAUUCCACAACUAUACCAAUAUCUUAGGUUUCUUUGCUGGUAAUGAAGUCACCAACAAUGUUUCCAACACUGAUGCCUCUGCUUUUGUCAAAGCUGCUGUCAGAGAUACCAAGGCUUAUAUUAAAGCUCAAGGUUAUAGAGAUAUCCCAGUUGGUUACUCUGCCAAUGAUGAUAUUGAUAUCAGAGUUGAUUUAGCCGAUUAUUUUGCUUGUGGUAAUGAAACUGAAAGAGCUGACUUCUUCGGUAUUAAUAUGUACGAAUGGUGUGGUGAAUCAACCUUUAAAACUUCUGGUUACGCUAAUAUUACUGCCCAAUAUGCUAACUUAGGUAUUCCCGUUUUCUUCUCUGAAUAUGGUUGUAACUUAGUUCAACCAAGAAUUUUCCAAGAAGUUCCAACCCUUUAUGGUCCAGAUAUGACUGAUGUUUGGUCCGGUGGUAUUGUUUACAUGUAUUUCGAAGAAACUAACAAUUAUGGUUUAGUCACUAUUGAAGCUGAUGGAUCUGUUUCUACUUUAGCUGAUUUCAACAACUUAAAGUCUCAACUUGCCUCAGUUUCUCCUUCAAUUGCUGAAGCUUCUGAUGUAUCUUCUGUUACUCCAACCACUUGUCCAACCAUUGGUCCAGAUUGGGUUGCUUCAACCAACUUACCACCAACUCCAGAUGAAUCUGUUUGUGCUUGUAUGGUUGAUUCUUUAUCAUGUGUUGUUGCCUCUAACGUUAACCAAGAUGAUUAUGAAGAUUUAUUCAACUACGUUUGUUCUCAAAUUGAUUGUUCUGGUAUUAGUGCUAAUGCCACUUCUGGUGAAUAUGGUGUUUUCUCUCCAUGUAAACCAUCUGAUCAAUUAAGUUUCAUUCUUAACCUUUACUACUUAGAAAACAACAAGGCUGCUUAUGCUUGUUCUUUCUCUGGUUCAGCUACCAUUCAAAGUGCAACCACUGCUUCUUCUUGUACUGCUGUUUUAUCAGCUGCUGGUGCUUCUGGUUUAGGUUCAGUUUCUGUAACCUUCUCUUCAAAGUCUGGAUCUGGAUCUGCUUCUGGAUCAGGUUCUUCAGCUUCAGCUUCUUCUACUUCUUCUGGAUCAAGCAAAUCUUCCGAUUCACCAAAACAAUACGCAGUUUCUGCCAUUACUAAGGCUAUGCUUAUUGGUGCUACCGUUUUCUUCGGUAUGGGAUUGAUCUUUGUUUAAAUCAAUUAAGAUUCUCUCUUAUAUAUUUCCUCUAUUUGUUUGACAGUUUAUAAAUAUUAUAUAUGAUACUUGAUUUGACAUUAUAUAUAUCCUUUAGCAUUUUUAUAUCGAAAAACAAUACCAAUAAAUAUUUGUUGAUUUAAAUAACUAUAUAUAUAUAUAUAUAGAGAAACUUUACUGUUAAUGUACAAUAUACUUUUAAACUAUUUCAUUGUUUCAU
Molecule: messenger RNA, 2136 nt
Organism: Scheffersomyces amazonensis
Lineage: Eukaryota; Fungi; Ascomycota; Pichiomycetes; Serinales; Debaryomycetaceae
Gene: PHR2
Product: 1,3-beta-glucanosyltransferase
Exons: 1
Coding region: 303-1916 (537 amino acids)
Biological process (GO): fungal-type cell wall organization; fungal-type cell wall (1->3)-beta-D-glucan biosynthetic process
Cellular component (GO): plasma membrane
Molecular function (GO): 1,3-beta-glucanosyltransferase activity
Source: RefSeq, a predicted model, not a curated record